AUGGCUAGGGAGCAGUUUAAUUCAAAUAUAAGUUCUGCUUCAUCAAAUAAUUCAAAAGCCGCAAUCAUAGAAGAAUAUACCCCACAUGAUCAACAACUACCAGAUAUGGAGGAUCAACAAUCAGUAGCUACAAGUGAACAUCGUCAUUUUAAAGAAUCAGACGCCGGAGAUGGAACAAAAAGAGAAGAUCAAUAUAUUCAUGGAUUUCAACUAGUAAUGUGUUUUGUUUCAUUAUUCUUAUGUUUAUUCUUAUUUGCAUUAGAUCAAACGAUUGUUGCUACUAUAAUAUCAACUGUUGGUAAUCAAUUUAAUCAAUUUGAGAACAUUGGAUGGUUAUCUUCUGGAUUCUUAUUAGCUAUGGCUGUAUUUAUUCAACCUUUUGGAAAAUUAUCGAUUAUUUUUGGAAGAAAGUGGACAAUGGUUGUAGCUAUUGUUAUCUUUGAGGGUGCAUAUACUAGAUGA
This is a messenger RNA of Lodderomyces pseudojiufengensis, 462 nucleotides long. RefSeq lists its product as uncharacterized. Gene Ontology annotation, biological process: transmembrane transport. The transcript has a single exon. Lineage: Eukaryota; Fungi; Ascomycota; Pichiomycetes; Serinales; Debaryomycetaceae. Bases 1 to 462 code for a protein of 153 amino acids. Gene Ontology annotation, molecular function: transmembrane transporter activity. The record is from RefSeq and is a predicted model, not a curated record.